AUGAUGGGGCUGGAAGGAGGACUUUAUGGAUGUGAUGACCCUGCAUACUGGAGAGCGGUUUUGAAUGUCUACCAGGAUGUGGUCAUGGCCAAAGCGAGCAAGCAGGGGAAAACCAUUGCCUUGGAUAAAUGGUAAAUGUUUUCAGCAGGUAGCAGAACACACCUGCUACAGCAAAGAGCUUCUGGGGGGGUUCCCUCUCUCAUUGUACAUUCAGUGAAGCAGAACACUGGAAGAUUUGGGAUGCACAAAAGGAAGGCCUUCUUAACACAGCACAUAGCUAAACUAUGGAAGAUGUAUAGUGAUGGCCUCCGGACUUUUCUUAUGUUCUGAUGCUUCAGUUGCAGCCUUAACACUGUGGUGAUUUUUCAUAACUGGCAGCAGAGCUGGAGAAUCUUAAGACACUUGUUUCUUGUUCGUCCCCUUCAUAUUUUUAUCACUUUGUUUUAUGUGUAUCCUUACUUACCCCCUCUGAUUUUUAUGUCGUACUGAAUGGACCUCCUGCUAAGAUUAUUUAUUGAAUUGCUAAUUUAUUGAAUUGAUAUUCCACCCUUCCUUCCCAAGGAACCCAGGGUGGCAAACAGAAGCACAAUUAAAAGCAAAGCAAAAGCAUUCUGAAACGAUUACAAUUAAUCCAAUCUAAAAGCAGUUUCUGUUAAAAACAUUCCUGUAUCCAGUGAUCUCAAGGUUGCCAGGAACAGAAUUCUUUAGCCACCCAAUGCUUGGGUAAACAUGAAUGUGUUUAAAUUCCUCCUGAAAGCUGAUGAUAAUGGAGACAGGCACACCUCACUAGGGAAGGCAUUACACAUCCAGGGAAUCGCCACUGAAAAGGCCCUUCAUGGGGGCAGCAGCAACAGGGCCACCAAGUCCUCCCCUGCCAAUCAUACAGUCCAAUAUGACUUCUGCAGCAGUGCAGUGCCAGUCCCCAGAACAAUGAAUUGGACAAGUCUGUGGCCUGUGCAGUUCUUCUCUUUUUGUCUCUUGUGAGCUUUGCCCGAAUCAAUUUAAUUGAAGAAGGGGGAAAUGUGUUUCUCCUCUCUGAUCUUUUCAAUGUUAUUCAAAACCAUUUUAUUGUUUUUACUCCCUUCCCUGUGUUACCAUUUGCAGGUAUCAAGAGGAGCUGCCAAUUGCUGUUUCCGGGCGGAAGGACAAACACUUGACAAAAGAAGAGCUGGUGAGGCUGAUGGAAUGGAAGCUUUCUGUAAGUAAUUCUGCCAGAGUCGGUUGCCGUGUGGAGCAGAGGCAGUAUGGACCCAGGGGCGUGAUAGUGCGUAAUCACAGGCACUUGCAGCCCUCCAGAUACAGCUGGACCACGGCUCCCACCAUCCCUGCUCACUGACCACGCUGGCAGGGCCUGAUGGGAGUUGGAGACCAACAGCAGCUGGAGGGCCACGUUCCCCAUCCCUGUUUUAGAAAGUCUACCCCUCACUUGCCCCAUCUGCUCAUGGAAGUUAAAAAUAAAAUAGAAAUAUUCACUGACCGUUUAGGUAACGGGAAAUGCCUGUGAAAUGAAAUAACAGUAAUCCCAUUAUAAUAAUGGUAAUAUAUUUUUACUUUUUGGACUUUAUAAUCAUUUGUUUCCAAGAGGUCUCCAAGAGACUUAAAAAAACAUUUAAAAUCAUCAGCAUGAAUAUACUAUACCAUUAACAGAACUCAUACAGAACACCUGCAAUUCCUCUUUAUAUUUUACACACACAAAGUGCCCCAGUAACAGCAAAAUAGCACCAGCUCAGUUAUUCAGAAGCCUGGGGGGGGGGCAAGUCUUGGCACUGCAAAGCUGCAACACAAUAAAGGCGACUGGCAGACCUCACUGGGGAGAGCAUUCCAUAGCGUAGCUCUGUCCUGAGUGAGGAUAUGAGAGUCAGAACUAAUUUUAAGUUAGCAGUGUAGGCACAAGUGGAAUGACUGCCUUCUUUCUUCCCUGCAGAGAGGCAAGUUUCGUCCUCGACUCCAGCAGCUGGUGGCCACUAACUCCAGCGAGAUGGUGGAGAGCUGCACCAGAAACGCCUUCCAGCUCCUCCCUGACGUAGCAGCUGCCAUGACUGAGCUGUGCAAACUUAAGGCUGUGGGGCCCGCCACAGCAUCAGGUAGGAAAGGCCCUGAAGCCUGCAGGUUUGUUUAUUUCCUGUAUUUUUUUGCCUACACAUUUUGCAAGGAGUUUGAGCAAUGAUUGUGCUCUUUCAUUUACCCAACGUUCUCAUAACAUGAUCACAGCAAAACAUUUCUUCUUGAAGGGUGGUAGCUCAGUGGAGGAACAUCUGCCUUGCACACAGAAGGCCCCAGCUUCACGUUCCCACUCUGAAACCUGGAGAUCUGCUGCCAACCAGUGUUGGCAAUACUGAUCCAGAUAGACCAGUGGUCUGACUCUGUAUAAGGCAACUUCCCUUGUGGAAGAGCAUUUGCAGAGACAGCAAGGCCCCUUCCAUUAGCCUGGCUCGAGUGCUGCCUGGGUUUUCUCAAACACUUGUGCAAUCAUGUGAUUUUUUUCAAACCCAUUUGCCUCCCGAAGCUCCCCCACCUCUCUGCCACCAAACUCUUGUGCAGUGCAGAGGAUUCUGGGAUGAUGGCCUGCCAGGUCUCCUCAGCUGAAAGGGCACUAUAGAACCGACACAACAGUCUUCUGUGGCUAUACAAGGCAAGGUAGCACCUGCUCCACAAGAGGGAAGCCACCCUUCAGAGAAGCUUGCCUGUCAUUGACGAUCUAAGGAACUCUGAUUCUUCAGAACCUGAAUUUCUCUCUCUUUUUCUCUUGAAAUUUUAUAUAUUUAAGAAAGGGCAGGCACUUCUAUAACAUACAAGAAGAAAGAAAGAGCAGUUGAAUUAAAAUUAAACAUACAAACAUAAUGCAAAUUUGGAUCACUUCAUUCACAACACCUGAAAAGAAUUAUUGUUAUUGGGAGUGGAGGUAGUAACGUUUUCCCCCAACAUGUAUCAAUACAAAUGUUAGAGAGAGACAGAAAUAAACAGUGGUUUGCCUGUUUGACAGCAUGUGUUCCACAACUUUAAAAAAGAAGAUGAGAAGGCCCGCAGUGUGACUGCUUCUUCAUAAGCAGGGAUUCCAUGCUACUGGAACACCUGAAUAAUUAGUAUCUGGAUCUUGCAUGUUGGGCUCUAUAUUUUUUUGCACAUAUACAUGCUUAGUGAAAGAACAAGAGGGCGUCCCACUCUGCCCAUGUAUGUCCUACGCAGAAGUAACAUGAAGAGGGCUCAAAUUAAUAACAAGAGCUUCCCUCAUUCCCCACCUAACCUUGCCUAAGGCCGCAUUUGCACCUUACAUUUAAAGCUGUUUCAUACCACUUCAGACAGUCAUUGUUUCCCCCCAAAGCAUCCUGGGAAUUAGUUAAGGGUGUGGAGAGUUGCUAGGAGAUCCCAAUUCUGCUCGCAGAGCUGCAAUUCCCAGAGUUCCAUGAGGAGAAGGAACUGACUGUGAAACUACUCUGGGACUGGGGUCUCCUAACGGCUCUCAGUAUCCUUAAGAAACUACAGUUCCCAGAAUUCUUUGGGGGAAAACCAUGGCUGUUUAAAGUAGCAUAAGGAGGUAGAUGGGACCUAAACCAAGAAUGUGGCUGCCUAGUCCACCCUGCUCUGUCUGAGUGGAGUUUCGUAUUCCAGAUGGCAUAUUCUUGCCCCAUGUUUAUUACAGACUGCUACAUAUUGGUCUAAAUUUUUUGCUUGUUUGUUUAAGCUUUCAGCCAGGAUCCACGGGGUUUAAUCUUGUCAAGCUGUAUGAGCAGCAGCAGCGGUGCUUUACAAAUAAAAAUAAUUCCAGCCUUUUGAGGGCAGGGGUGGCUAAUCUGUGACCCUCCAGAUGUUGUUAGGCUACGAGGACCGUCAUCCCUGACGGCUAGUCAUGCUGACUGGGACUGCUGGGGGCGGAGGAGGCUGCCUUAUACAAAGUCAGAUUUUUAACAUCCCAGCCACGCAAAAGUCAUGCAAGGAAGAGGCAUUAUGAUUGCAGCUGAAGGAGGCACUCCAGCCAGGCAACAGCACUCGAGGGCGGGGCAUGGCCUGAGGAGGGGACAGUGAGACCUGGAUCCUUAGGUCAUGAAGGGAGGAUUCAACCUGCUUUGGAUGGAGUUGACAGGAAGGAAUAAGAUGGUCCUACUCUGCAUAAUAAGGGACGCGGGUGGUGUUGUGGAUUAAACCACAGAGCCUAGGACCUGCUGAUCAGAAGAUCGGCGGUUCGAAUCCCCGCGACGGGGUGAGCUCCCGUUGCUCGGUCCCUGCUCCUGCCAACCUAGCAGUUCGAAAGCACGUCAAAGUGCAAGUAGAUAAAUAGGUACCGCUGCGGCGGGAAGGUAAACGGUGUUUCCGUGCGCUGCUCUGGUUCGCCAGAAGCAGCAUAGUCAUGCUGGCCACAUGACCAGGAAGCUGUACACCGGCUCCCUCAGCCAAUAAAGCGAGAUGAGCGCCGCAACCCCAGAGUCGGUCACAACUGGACCUAAUGCUCAGGGGUCCCUUUACCUUUACCUUACUCUGCAUAGUGCAGAUUCUUCUACUCGUAUUUCCUUCUCUUUAAGAAUCUUGUAGCUUCGGAAAUACCCUGAAGAUGUUGAGAGCUCAAGGUGCAUGUGUGACAUUGCUUUCCCGCCAUCUUCCCCAACAUCUGCCUUUGCUCCCAUUGCAGCGAUUCUGACUUCUGGAGCCCCGGAAGCAGCUGCCUUUAUGGCUGACGAAGCAGUAGAGUCUCUGCCAGGCCUUGUCCCUGUCCAGUACACCCUCAAGCACUACCUGCUCUACCUUGACGGAAUCCAGACCUGUGUCAAGAAGCUAAACGAAGGUAAGGCGGGAGAAGUUGGGACAGUGUGCACACUUUGAACGGGUGGGGAUGCCUGCUGGAUGAGGAGGGUUCUCCUUGUGAGCUAGAACACUGAACAUACAGACUUCCAGCUCACAGAAACCUUCUAUGUGCAUUCCAUUGCUACCAUAUAUGCCAGGAAGAGACCCUUCCUCUCUACCCACCAAUAGGAUUCUGUCUCCACCUUUAAAGCCCCGCCUCUUCACUUAAAAUAAUAAUUAUUUAAAAGCUCAAAGCCAAGUCAAGUUUCUUCUGGUUCUGCCGUUAUUUGUUCCUGUGCGUUUCCGGCUUUCUUGUCCAGUUCCCAUAGAAAGUUGCCUUAGGUUGAAUCCAACCAUUGGUCCAUUUAGCUCGGUAGUAUUUCUUGGAGAAACCUUUUUCAGUCUGAGAGCCAUAUUCCCUUGUAGACAACCUUCUGGGGACUGAGCCAGAGGCAGAAGUGAGCAGUGCUCACAAAGGGCGUGUUUCCUUCUACACACACACCUCUGUCCAGGCAAACAGGAAGCCAGAUCACAGCUCAAGGACAAAUUCCAGUUGUGCAGCAGAACCCAAGCAGGGCUCAGGGCAGUGAGGGGCAUGAUUUGGGAAGGGGCGCUGUCCCCCAGUCUCAGGGUUUCUACAUCCUCAAAGCACACAGCCCAACCGACUCCUCGUUCUUGAUUCAUUUCCUAGCUGAUGCAGAACAGGCCUGGACGCCUCACCGUGUGGAGAUGUGCCUCUGGGCUUGGGCCGUCGGCAGCAAGCUGCAGCUGCCUUCGUUGCAGGCUCUAGGCGGAGAGGGAGCAAAGGCAGGGGACGGGGCAGAAGCAGGCAGGCCUAAGAAGAAAAGGAAAGCAACAUGAAAAAUUCCAGGGUUCCAGGGCUGCGGCUUUAGAAUUGACCUUUGUUCCUUGGUGCAUGAAUACUGAAGCUGAACUACACACACACACACACACACACACACACACACAUAAAAAGGCCGUGCUGUUAUCCUGGAUCACCAGGACAAAUCGCCAGGAGAGUGUGCACCAGUGAUCAUUCAAGACCAUUGAACCUCUGGAGCAAAUAGUGCAGCUGUGGAAAACUGGUCUCCCCUCUCAGGACUCUCUUUCAUGGUCUGCAGUGUGGAGCAGCACAUGGCAAAAUGUAGAUCAGCCUUCCUCCCCCGCCCACCCCACCCCAAAUAAUUCGAGAAUGGUAAGUCACUCAUAAAACAGAUUGGGCAUCCUAAUGUUAAGCUUGUGGUUUAUGGCUGGAGCCUCACAGCUGCUCAGGAUCUGGGAUGAGCUUUAUAUUUGUGGGUGGGGAGGAGUUUUGCCUCCAGUUUGACGACUGUCUAGUGAUUAUCUUUCCAUGUAAUGUAAGGUUUGGCUGACUUGUGUCGUCAGGAACAAUUUGCUGCUUGGGUACCACUAGUGGGAGCACCUCCACUGGAAAUGCCCUCCCUUCUAAACUCCUCCCCUGCCCUGCAAGCAUUCUGUAAGACUGUGGUCUACUCUAGUCUACUUUGAACGGAUUAAUGGAUGAAAUCUCUGCUAUCCAGAUUCUCUGACAUGUAGCGAAGCGGAGGUGUUCGACUGACUAUCCUUUUUGCCUCCCCAGCUCUGUCACUGCUAGUGAAAUAAACACAACCAAAGCACAAUUUAUUUUCGGAAUCCGAUUUUGCUUUACGAAAUCAAGUUUUAUAUUAGCAAAAUAGAAAUUUAAGCUAUUAACAACAAGAAUUAAAUGCAUUAUCAUCCAUAGUCUCUCCCUCACUCUCUCACACACAGUCAAUAUGAGAUAUGUUCCCAGCUGCAUUACAACAGAAGGAAACUAUUUUUUUGAAUAUUAUCCUAGCAUUUCUCAUUGUAGUUCUUUUCCAAUAAAGUCCUUAUUUUCCUACAAAUUUACUUGUUGUUCCUAACAACCUAAGAAGUGCCUGGCUGGUGGAUCAGGCCAGUGGCCAUGUUCUCCCAAUGGUCAACUAGAAGCCUUCCAGAAUUCUGCCAGCUGUUCAAAAUAUGAUCUUCCGAAACACAUCAAUUUGGAUAGACUAUUGACCAUCUCCAUUUCUGUGACCUUCCUUUGACUUCUACACCCAUUUUGCUUUGCGACACAGGACAGCGGUAGGUCCUUCUGUAGCAUCCUCUUAAUUCACUCAGGGGUAGGGUGAGGCCCAGCUGGAUUGGUGCUUUGGGCAAGCUGUGUGUGAGAGCCCCUCACAAUCUGCCCCAGAAUCCUUUGCACCGCACAAUAGUUCCUCAGCAGAUGUACAAAGGAUCCCUUGCCUGAAAAAAAUGGGAAUGGCGUGGUGUUUUCUUUGACUGGAAACGGACCCCUCCCAUGUUAAAAAGUCAAACCAAAAAAGGGGGGGGCGAGUUGAAGACUCUAAUCCUGAAUGCAUUUCCCUUGAGAGUUAGCCUCGUUGAACUUAAUUCUGAGUCGACGGGUUUAUAGGAUUGUGCUGUGAGGGUUCUCUAAAAUAGGCCACGGGCCCUUCAGGCAGUGGUGUGCAGCCUCAUUUUGCUGGAGCCCUUGGCCAUGGAGUGGAACCCCUCGGAUAUCUCUUCUGCCAUGUCGAAACGUCUGGCUUUUCCCCCCCUCCCCGUGCCAAGGGUUAGCAAAGCUUUUGCUGCCGCAGCCCAGGAAUUUGCCUUCUGGCUGGCUUUGUGCUGGCUUGAGUUUUUCUGCUCCAGUAAUUUUUCCUUGGAUGCUUAAAAGUCCCCGUGCCUGCAAUCCCCCGUUUUCUGUCCUUCGCACAGCCUGGAGAUUUUGCUCUUGUUUUUUGAAUGUGUGCUUUUGUAUUUCUUUUGUGAGUCCUGGGUGGGGAAAGCUUCCCGAGAGCAGGAAUAGAAAGUGAGAGUGAAAUGCUUUGCCAGUCGCUGCUGGGGAAUGGUCUUGAAAUCACAACCUGAGGGUGCCCCCUCCUUCAAGUAGCCAGCCCCCAUCCAAUCCUCGUGCACUAGGGUUAGUUUGGCAUCUGUCGGUCACGGGAGACAAUGGAGGAGCAUGCCUCUGGGAGUGAAGAAUUACAGCGCCUGCUAUGGCUAUAGGGACGGAUACAGGAGAGAGAUGUUUUAUUGCAGGUGGGGUAGAUGAAGGCUCCUGGUUGUGCUGCUGCAGAUGCACCAUGGGAAGCUCUGUGUCCCAGGGAAUCUUCCCUUUGUUUUAGUGAGACUUGCACUGAUUAGCUUCCCAAUAGACUAUUGGACUGGCUAUAUAAGAGCCAAACCCAGCAUUUAGUUUCCAGUUCUGCCCCCUUUAAAGAGCAACACAUCAUUAAGCCUCAAAGCAAAUAGUUAAGUACCCCAAGAGCAAAAAACCCCCAACCUCUGGUGUUGAGGGCUGACAGCAUUGGCACUAAAACAAGAGGGGGAUAUUGACAUCCACUGGGGAAACACUGAGAUUUUGCAGAACAAAAAAACCCCAACCGUCAACCCUUAAAAAAAAUAAAUCAGCAGCCCAUUUUAGAAAUCAUUCUAAAUUGAAUUAAGCCUCUCCAAAGCCAUGGCUUGCCAAUGUGGAUGGGCUUCUGCAUAAAACAUGGACAGUGGAACUGAAUCUUUUGGAGGAAGGUCUUAACUGUCUGGCUGGAGUCCCAAAACAGAAACACAAGUCUUGGGAAGCGAGUUUACACACGGCAACAUUCUGUUGCAGGUCUGGCAUGCUGAGUCCUAAAAUAAUUGAAUGGAAAUUUGUGCUGAUUUCAAAUAAAUAGGUAAGAGCACUUGUGGAAUUUCAUAGUCUGGGGUCCUCAUUGGGAAGGACUGGGGGGCGGGCGACCCAGAAGCUCCUCUGCCGUCAGCAAUCUUGCAGCUUCAGUAUCUGGGAUGCUGCACUGCUUUCCCCUCCCAGAAACGGGGCAGGGCCUCCCCACAGAGCGGCAUCUUGCCUUCAGCUCAGCUACCGUUGGAGCUGCAGUGUUAGUUCCAGCAGGAGGCUUGGCGCAGGGAAAGCCGGGGUGCUGCAAACAUGUCAACACCGGGGGUUGCACUAGUUUUUAACACAGCGGAGCAACUGACCUAGUUUUGAGCUAGCAGAAGUGUGGCUCCCUCCAUCCCUCAGGUAUUGCUUCACUGACACUUCACUCCCAACUCUCUUCCUAUCACCCUUUCUAGCAAGGAACCCCGACCUCCAGCACGGGCCUCAAGCCUGCUGUGCCCAAUUUGCAAGCACGUGUCCCAUGACCUCUUCUGCGCUUUGUUCAUCCCUUAUUUUGGGCCAUUCCACAUGUCUGCUGUCACUGAAUACACAGCAGGCUUCCCUGGAGUGACCUGCUGCUGAUGAUGUCUGGGUUGUCCAUUUUCUGCUUCCUCUGCCACCGAAAAUUAACACUCUUAAGAGCGUAAAAAGAUCCCUCCGGAUCGGGCCCAAAGCCCAUCUAGUCCACCAUCCGGUUCUCACAGGAGCGAACCAAGAAACACACAAGCAGGACCCAAGUUCAACAGCGCUCUCCCCUCACUCUGUCUCAGCUCUGGAAGGCCAAAUGCAGCCCUCUCUCUAAGGACCUAGGGACUAUCCGCAGGCCACACUUCCUUCCUAGCCAUGCCCUGCCCACAUCUCUGGCUUGCCCCAAUUCACAGCCUCCCAGAAGCUUGUGGCCUAGCUCUCAUAUUGCCUCUUGCUCACCUGGAUGGAGGAUUGAGAUGCAGGGUGAGUAUAAACCGCUCUACUUUGCAUAGGUACAAUAAUGGUUCAAAUGUUGCUCCGUCCACUUUUGGCUCUGCUCCCACCUGCGACUGGCAUGAGGCCCCUGGAAGGCGGUCCAAAAGGGAAUGUGGCCCUUGGGAUGAAAAAGCUAGCUCACCCCUGCUCCACCUGGCACACUCGUGAGCAGAGGUCAGCAAACAUUUUCAGCAGGGGGCUGGUCCACUGUCCCUCAGACCUUGUGGGGGGCCGGACUAUAUUUUGAAAAAAUAAAUAAAAAUGAACGAAUUCCUAUGCCCCACAAAUAACCCAGAUGUGCUGGUCCCAGGGGGUUACCGUGCGGCGUGGUCCGGGUCUAGUCUGAGGUCAAGGGUGUGGUAUGGAGGCUGUCCGUCAAGGCUGAAGCGGGGUCCAAGGCAAGGAGUCAGGUGUGGUCAGGAACUCUGGCAGAAGAGCAGGACAGGGUGCCGGCAGGAACAGGUUACCAACAAUGUUGCACCUGCAACCUGGGACUGGGCUGGCUGGCUUUUAUCUCCCCCUGAGGCAUACGGCGGCCCUGGUCCACAGGUGACUCGCCUCUCCUGGCCUGGAGGCGAGCACUCCUCCUGCAAUAACUUAGUUCCCUCCGCCUCUCUGCCCUGAGCCUCUGCAGCUCAGGAGAGGCUGGAGGGUUACUGGACCCAGGGGCAACCUCCUCUUCCCCGACGGGGCUGAGAGUGGAGCACCUGCAGGCAAUGGAUCCUCGAUCACCCCCGAAGCCAGGAGCAGACUCAGCUGGUGUCUGCUCCUGAGGACCCGGCACAGGUGAGGACCCUUCAGGUUCAAGCCCCUGGCCUGGCUCAGCUGGUUCUGGAGGCGGGGACUCCUAUGCAGGCUGGGAUUCCUCAGGUUCAGCCUCUGAAUCUGAUUCCCAGGCCAUCACACCAGAGAUGCAUUUGAAAUAAAAGGACACAUUCUACUCACGUAAAAGCACGCUGAUUCCCAGACUGUCCGCAGGCCAGAUUUAGAAGGUGAUUGGGCCAGAUCCGGUCCCCAGGUCUUAGUUUGCCCACCCCUGCUCUUGAGUGUGGCUGCGGAGCCCCUUCCACCAGACAUGCAAAAGUCCCAACUGCAGAGCAUGAUGGGUAGGAUGUUUUCCACUGUUAAAGGCCCCGUUUCGUUAUUCAUUCAUCAGAAGUGCCUUGUUCUUGGCAUUUGUGUUCCUUUUUCUCCAGCUGUUUGAGAGUGGCAGCCCCCAUCUUUCCCUCUGCCUAUCCACCCUUGUCUCCGUCUUUAAAAGAGACCCCUCCACACAACACCCGCAAUUAAAGAAAAGCUGGGGACUUUGCAUGGGGGUGGAAAGAGCAGCAUUGAGUAAAUUAUUCACAAUCACAUCAAGCAAUUAGUUUGUCGCACUGAAAUGCCAAGCCACACACAUAGAGUCCCUGAGGAUCCCCCAACGCAUUACUUCCCCUAAUCCUCACUGAGAAUCGAAAGGAUUAUGUGAUGUUGAUACAUUCCGUUCCCCAUCCGUCCCCUCUAUGGUGGCUGCGUUUUGUUGAGGGGAAAUCAGAAGCAAUUAACAAUGUUGUUCUGUUUUGAGAAGGAUGCCGCAGAUUAAGGUAUCACAGAUCCCAAAGGCCCAAGACUGUCAGAAACCACAACUGCGUAUGCGCACAGAGAAAGCUGGUUGAUCCCACAUUAGAUCCCAGGUGCAUCUGGACCAGCGUUGUGAACGGUCAGAAUGAGAAACCUCCCGCCAGACGUUUAUUUAUUUAAAAAAAUUGGAUACCUUCAACUGCUUUAACACAUUGUUGUAAUAUUGUGGGGUCAGUCUGAAUGAUACCUCUGGGUCCCUUCCCAAACCUGUGAUCUGUGAGGUUACAAUCUGUUAGAGACUGUUUCUUUGUAAGAUAAUGCCCUGAGCUGGUCAGCCAAGUACCUCCAUUUACAUAUCCAAAGAGCUUGCCCUGUUGCUAUAGAGACAAGUGGGUGGGCCUUUUCCCCACAUCACCUGCAAUUGCAGCAGAGUUCUCAGUUAUUAGACGUUCUGCAGGCGGGAUCUGCAACAAAAUGUUGCAGUGUGGAGCACUUCUGUUCAGGAGUCUAGUGUCUCCAUUCCACUACCACCCUGCUUUCAUUCCCCACCUCCCUCCAGCAGUCAAGAGGCUAUGGUCAGUUACCAUGUCCAGUCCUGACUUUUUCUAAAAGUUUUUUUGUUAUAGUUCUGCAAUCCUCAGGGUCUCCCCACCCUGAAGUCUGCUGAUAGAGAGAUGCAAGAGAGCUGCAUUUUAUCUAUGUAAGGAACAUUAUUCACACUCUGAUCAUCAAUAGUAUAAAUGAUGAUAUUAAGUGGAAAGGUUUAUACUAGAGGAAUAACUAUUAAUUAUAGAAUGGGCUCCAGUUUUUGAUCCGUGCGGGAGGCACGUUUGCAACCUGCAGUGUUUGCAACCCGUAGUACCGCUUCUGCGCACACAUGGGUCGUGAUUCGGCGCUUCUGCGCGUGCGCAAAGCACCGAAACCCGGAAGUAACCCGUUCCAGUACUUCCGCGUUCGGCACGGUGCGCAACCCGAAAACGCAGAACCUGAAGCAUCUGUAACCCGAGGUAUGACUGUACUGGAACAACACCAAACUCCAGUAAAAUAUUCACAGGGAUAUUUUGGCUAUUUUCUGGGCUGUGUUAAAUGUAAGCCUAUGGGGUGUAUUAGAUAUAGUUAAAUUGCAUCGUGAAAUUAGAUUUAAUUUCAUUUGGUUGCAGUGGAUGGUCUUUUUUGUUUUUGUUUUACUUUUUCUAAAUAAAUCUGAACUGAAAAAGAAGAUGUAGAUCGCUUCAGUGCAUGAAAGUGGUAUUUAGCAAACACUGUUAACAGCUGCUGGCAGACUUGUCUGUCAUCUAGACCGGUACUGACUAUCGUGAUUUAGGGUUGCUGCCUUUUAAUGGACAGAUGUUCCUGCUCCUUUUACAGCCUUGUGA
Messenger RNA from Podarcis lilfordi (Lilford's wall lizard), 12357 nucleotides. The record is from the annotation of a GenBank genome assembly. Lineage: Eukaryota; Metazoa; Chordata; Lepidosauria; Squamata; Lacertidae.